Messenger RNA from Pygocentrus nattereri (red-bellied piranha), 1995 nucleotides. RefSeq names its product surfeit 4 (gene surf4). Gene Ontology annotation, cellular component: endoplasmic reticulum; endoplasmic reticulum-Golgi intermediate compartment; membrane. Lineage: Eukaryota; Metazoa; Chordata; Actinopteri; Characiformes; Serrasalmidae. The record is from RefSeq and is a predicted model, not a curated record. The transcript has 6 exons. Gene Ontology annotation, biological process: Golgi organization. Bases 198 to 1007 code for a protein of 269 amino acids.
UGAGGUCCUUCUGAGUACACGUGGCACAAAGCGGUCCAGGGCUCUUUGCGAGAGGGGCCAUCUCAGCAGAGGAGGAUUGUGGGACGGUGGCGGCCUAGUCUGCAGAGACAGACGGGGGCGAGGAAGAGUUUCUGAGGCGAAAACAGAAAAACCAGCGAGAAUAAAUAAACCCCGAACCAGCGUCCCACCUGUGAGCCAUGGGGCAGGAGGAUCUGAUGAGCACGGCGGAGGACGUGGCGGACCAGUUCCUCAGAGUGACGAAGCAGUACCUGCCUCACCUGGCCCGCCUGUGUCUAAUCAGCACCUUUCUGGAGGAUGGCAUCCGCAUGUGGUUCCAGUGGAACGAACAGAGGGACUACAUUGAGGCCACCUGGAGCUGCGGCUAUUUCCUGGCCACGUGCUUUGUGCUGCUUAACCUUCUAGGACAGCUAGGCGGCUGUGUCCUUGUUCUCAGUAGAAAUUUCGUGCAGUAUGCUUGCUUUGGGUUAUUUGGCAUUAUUGCGCUACAGACUGUCGCCUACAGUAUCCUGUGGGACCUAAAGUUCUUGAUGAGAAACCUGGCCCUGGGCGGUGGUCUGCUGCUGCUUCUGGCUGAGUCGCGUUCGGAAGGGAAGAGCAUGUUCGCAGGCGUGCCGUCGAUGGGGGAGAGCUCCCCUAAACAGUACAUGCAGCUGGGGGGCCGCGUCCUGCUGGUGCUCAUGUUCAUGACCCUGCUGCACUUCGACUCCAGCUUCUUCUCGAUCCUCCAGAACAUGGUGGGUACAGCCCUCAUCAUCCUAGUGGCCAUCGGCUUCAAGACCAAGCUGGCCGCGCUCACCUUGGUGGUGUGGCUCAUGGCCAUCAACGUCUACUUCAACGCCUUCUGGACGGUGCCUGCCUACAAGCCCAUGCACGACUUCCUCAAGUACGACUUCUUCCAGACCACGUCGGUCGUCGGGGGCUUGCUGCUAGUGGUCGCUUUGGGUCCGGGGGGCGUUUCCAUGGACGAGAAGAAGAAAGAGUGGUGAGGAGACCACCAGGGUCGUCCCCCCACUUCACACACAAAAAACCUAAAUCCACUGCCCAGGACACAAGGACCCCCCCAAUCUUUUCACUACGACAUCCCAGUGCAACAAUUCAGAGCCAACUUGAUCCUCUUCCUCUGCCUUUUUUUGUUUUUUGGAUCAUUUCUCCCAUUUUGUUUAGUUUUUAUAAGAUAUGAGUGGCAAAUCUUGAGUUUUUAUAUCUGCCCCGAACACAGCCUGAAUAAGGAACUGUCCAUGAGUUAACGGUUGGUAUAACCCCCCCCCGGCCACGUCCCACCAAUCUCCAAAUUUAUUUGCCUUUCUCUUUCUGCAGAUCUCUGACAACUAUGCCAUCUUCCACCUUAAAGAGUUCCCGUCGGGAUGCCGGGUUAACGUGCGUCGUUAAGGGUUUUUGGUUUUAAGACGUUUGGAGAAAUAGCUGUGAAUGUGUUCAUAUAGAUUCUGUGAAUUGACGGUAAUUUAGUGCUUUGAUCGAGGAUGAAAGGCGAGCGGUUUACAAGUGUGACUUGAUGGGCGGACUGACUUCAGCCGCUCCUGUAAGUGAUGGAUGGUGAUGCGUUUUCUUAUAGUUUCCUUUGUCCCUUCCACCCUCAUAUCAAAGCAGUGGCCCUGGUGAUUCAGGGUGCGCAGGGUCUUCCUGUGAAUAAUACUGUUCGUGGUUCAAAUGGGGGACGUUAAAUGUAUAAACUGCCAUCCAAAAAAAGAAAAGCUGAAGCUAAACCCUUCGCUUCCGUUCCGCGUCGGAGCCCUGUAGUGGACUGUGUGCUGUACGCGUCUAGGGGUCUGACCCUUACUAGUCGUUUAUCUCGGAACAAGGCAGUAGACAGGCUUACCGUUUGAGAGAAAUCGCCAUAUUUUACAGCUCUAGCGGGUAGAAUGGAUCGGAAAAGGUCUGUUCUCGCACCUGUAUGUCGUCUUGCUCUGUGUUUUUGCUGUCGAUGGAAAAAUAAUAACUCAUUAUAUUGAUUUA